Capsella rubella is the source of this 3308-nucleotide messenger RNA. Its product is annotated as pre-mRNA-processing factor 39. Gene Ontology annotation, biological process: mRNA 5'-splice site recognition; RNA processing. The coding region runs from base 58 to 3168 and encodes 1036 amino acids. Lineage: Eukaryota; Viridiplantae; Streptophyta; Magnoliopsida; Brassicales; Brassicaceae. Gene Ontology annotation, cellular component: commitment complex; U1 snRNP; U2-type prespliceosome. Gene Ontology annotation, molecular function: protein binding. The record is from RefSeq and is a predicted model, not a curated record. The transcript has 12 exons.
CGUAUGAAAAUGAAAACCUUUCACUGAAAAGAGAAAAAUUCGAAGUCUUGUCUAACAAUGGCGACGACGGAGGUAACGACCGCCGUCUCCGAUGAGGAACCAUUACCACCGUCUCCAGAAUUAGACGAAUCUAGUGAUUUCCUCGACAACGAUAGAUUACAAGAAACAUUUUGCAGUGGAGAACUUGAUUUUGAUGAAUGGCUUUUGUUAAUCUCCGAAAUAGAGACUUCGUUCCCUGAUAAUGUUGAGAAGCUAUGUUUAGUUUACGAUGCUUUCUUGUUGGAGUUUCCAUUGUGCCAUGGUUAUUGGAGGAAAUAUGCUUACCAUAAGAUAAAGUUAUGCUCUUUAGAAGAUGCUGUUGAAGUUUUCGAACGAGCUGUAAAGUCAGCUACUUAUUGUGUACCUGUAUGGCUCGACUAUUGCGCGUUCGGUGUUGCUGCGUAUGAAGAUCCUCAUGAUGUUUGUAGAUUAUUUGAGAGGGGACUUUCAUUUGUUGGAAAAGAUUAUUCUUGCUACACUCUUUGGGACAAAUAUGUAGAAUAUCUUUUGGACCAAAAGCAAUGGAGUUCACUGGCUCAUGUAUAUCUCCGGACCCUGAAAUAUCCGUCCAAGAAGUUGGAUCUCUAUUACAAAAACUUCAGGAAGAUUGCGGCUUCUUUGAAAGAGACGAUUAAUUGUGGAAUUGAUGUUAAAGGAGACCUUUCCUCAGACCCCAUGGAAGAAGAUUUGGUCCCUACAUGUCACACUGAUGAGGAGAUCUCUAUUGUUGUAAGAGACUUUAUGGGCCCUUCCUCUAGCUCAGUUUUGUCAAACGCACUGCAAAAAUAUUUGUCAAUUGGGGAACAAUUCUAUCAAGAUUCAUGGCAGUUGAUGGAGAAAAUAAGCUACUUUGAGACACAUAUCUGCAGGCCUUAUUUUCAUAUAAAUCCAUUGGACACUAAUCAGCUGGACAAUUGGCAUGCAUAUUUGAGCUUCGCCGAAUCAUAUGGAGACUUUGACUGGGCUAUUAAGCUUUAUGAGAGAUGCUUAAUACCAUGCGCUAGUUACACAGAGUUCUGGUUCCGCUAUGUGGAUUUUGUAGAAAACAAAGGUGGAAGGGAGCUAGCAAACUUUGCAUUGGCUCGAGCUUCACAGACUUUUGUCAAGAAUGCAUCUGUUAUCCAUCUAUUCAAUGCAAGAUUUAAGGAACAUGUUGGAGAUGCAUCUGCUGCUUCAGUGGCUCUUUCACAAUGUGGUGUGGAACUGGGUUUCGGUUUUGUUGAAAAUGUAACUAAGAAGGCUAACAUGGAAAAGCGCCUGGGUAAUUUUGAAGCUGCUGUUACUACGUACAAAGAAGCUCUGAAGAAAACACUCAUUGAAAAAGAAAAUUUGGAAACAACCGCACUGCUGUAUGUUCAAUUUUCUCGCCUUAAGUACAUGAUUACAAAUAGUGCUGAAGAUGCAGCUCAGAUUCUGAUAGAAGGCAAUGAGAAAGUUCCCCACUGCAAAUUACUUCUUGAGGAACUUAUAAGACUCUUAAUGAUGUAUGGAGGGUCUCGACAAGUGGAUUUGCUAGAUCCUAUCAUAGAUAAAGAAAUAUCUCACCAGGCAGAUUCUUCUGAUUGUCUGAGCGCAGAGGACAAAGAGGAGAUAUCAAAUUUAUACAUGGAGUUUAUUGAUCUCUCUGGAACCAUCCAUGAUGUGCGGAAGGCUUUGGGUCGACACAUAAAAUUAUUCCCACAUUCUGCUAGAGCGAAGAUACAUGUGCCCCGUCCUUUAGGAAGAUCAUUUAGAGAGUUGAUUCAGAGAAGAGAGAAGACUCUUGAGUGCUUGAAUCAGGACCUAUUGACAAACAAAGACAUUAGCUGCACAGUCGAUCCGCCACCAAAAGAAAAGAAAGAAUCAUCUCUAGACUGUGAUAGUCCCCAAUCUAAAGGUGACUAUGUAAACACUGAGCCUAAUCGGGAUUGCCUGGUUUCAGGACAUCUUGUUGAAGGAAACGAUAAUGUUGCUGCAGGGGAGAAUUUGUGUGAGUUACAGAGUGAUCUGUCCAAGGGAUUAAAAGCCGAUGAAGGUCGCGAACGCUCUCGUGAAGUUAGCCUACCUAUUCAAGCCACACCAAAACAUGGUUUUGUCACUAAUCAAGAUCACUUCUCUUCCAGUUCAGUAGAUAAUGUGAAAUCAGAUGCUAUAGUGAUCCAACCUAGUGGCUCACGGAGUCCCCAAAGUUACCAAAGUCACCAAAGUCAAGAGUCUCUCAGGCUAACUGGUCGGAACAGGUACCACCGAAGAGAUAUAAAUCAGCCUCAGAGAGAAUCAAAACCUCGUUCUCAAGAGAGACCUCCUCAGAUGCCGUAUUCUACAGUCAGAACUGGUCGUGAAAUUCUAGGUCAGCACAUGGGUGUUGCUCCUCGAGACAAUCAAGCCGCGCUACAAAGCUCAAUCUCACAGAAUCCGCAAAACCAAUUACAGAACUAUCAACUUCAGAUGCAUCCUGUGGUUCAAACAUCCAAUGCUUAUCCUCAAACUCAGAUACUUGGUCAGCAGCACAUGAUUGUAUCCCCUCCAGAUUCACAGAAUCCGCAGAACCAAUAUCAAAACUCUACACCUCAGGUUCAAACCUCCUAUGCUUAUCCUCAAACUCAGAUUCCUCAGAAUCCAGUGCAAAGUAACUACCAACAAGGUCAGAUGCAGAGUCAUGAAGCUUAUAACCAGAUGUGGCAACAGUAUUAUUAUAAUUAUUAUUACUACCAUCAACAACAACAGCAACAGCAACAGCUUAUGUCUGGACAGCCACAACCAAAUCAGAACCCUCAGCCACAACUUGAUCAGAAUCUUCUGCAACUUCUCUCCAAACAGUAUCAAUCUCAAGCCAAAACUCAAUAUCCACAAUCUCAACAGGUGGAACAGCUCAAUACACAGGAACAGAGCCAAGAACCAGAAAAUCAGCAGCAAAUUCAGUUCCAGCAGCAACAACAACAACAACAACAAGAGUGGUACCAACAGCAACAACAAUAUGCUUUGUAUCUUCAUCAACAGCAGUUGCAAGGAGAAGUAAAAGGCGAGGAACAACAACCCUCUAUACCACAGCAACAGGUCUCCACAACAAACAGUGAUGUUCAAAAGAGUCAAGAAUCUGGAGCAGUCGAUGAAGCAUAUCUAUCUGACACUUCCAUCAGUUCUAUAUGAAUCUUACGAAAGCUGAUGAACACGUAACUGAUUGUGUUAUUUAAAUACCCAAACAAAACUAAAAAAAGUGUUCGAAAAACUUCAGUUUUAAUUGUUAACGAACAAGCCUUACCAAACAUUUCAAUUCGAUUUUGGUUUAA